AUGGGGCGUGUUAAGAAGGCAGCAAAAUUCUCACGGAAAAUCAAGACGUUGAAAAUGACUGACAACAGAAUAAAAGAAGAAAACAGAAUAAUUCGCAAGAAGAAGGAAGAUGAGCAAGAGCUGAAAAUCAAACAGGCUCCAAAAAUUUCAUCAGCUAUGUUCCUGAAGUUUAAUAAUCAGCUCGGACCUCCAUUUCACGUACUCGUUGAUACGAACUUUGUUAAUUUUGCAGUAAAAAAUAGGCUGGACGUAAUUCAAGGAUUUCGGGAUUGCCUCUAUGCCCACACGAUUCCUUAUAUAACGGAUUGUGUCAUGGGCGAACUGGAAAAGGCAGGUCGUCGAUUCAAAAUUGCCCUAAAGGUUAUAAAGGAUAAUCGAUUCCAACGUUUAAAGUGCGACCACAAGGGCAUUUACGCUGAUGACUGCCUAGUGCAACGGGUCACCCAGGUAUUAUUUCACUCUUUUUCGUUUUUUCCAGCUCUUGCUAUAUGGCCUGGUUUUUAA
Messenger RNA from Haemonchus placei, 504 nucleotides. NCBI's taxonomy places the organism in Eukaryota, Metazoa, Nematoda, Chromadorea, Rhabditida, Trichostrongylidae. The record is from the annotation of a GenBank genome assembly.